GGAUACAUUUAUGCCAUCAACAUCUUUCCCGUCUCACUUUUAACAAUUAGUUAUAUAUAACGUUAGAAAACCUAAAGAUGGAUUUUAACGUGAAGAGAUUCGCAGCGGAUGCUGGUACUUUAUUCAGCCGGGCGGUGCAAUUUACAGAAGAAAAAUUUGGUCAGGCUGAGAAGACGGAGUUAGACGCACAUUUGGAGAAUCUCCUCACCAGAGCCGAAUGCACCAAACACUGGACAGAGAAGAUUUUAAAGCAGACAGAAGUAUUACUGCAACCAAACCCAAAUGUCAGAAUAGAAGAGUUUUUCUAUGAAAAACUGGAAAAGAAAGCCCCAACACGAAUGAACAACCAUGAACUUUUGGGUCAAUGCAUGAUCGACUCUGGGAAUGAAUUUGGACCUGGGACAGCCUAUGGAAAUGCUCUGACAAAGUGCGGUGAAACAGAGAUGCAGAUCGGAGGAGCCGAGCGAGAGUUUAUACAGAGCUCAGCCAUCAAUUUCCUCACGCCUUUCCGCAACUUUCUAGAGGGCGACUUUAAAACUAUAUUGAAGGAACGCAAGCUUCUUCAAAACAAACGAUUGGAUCUUGAUGCUGCAAAGACUAAACUAAAGAAAGCCAGAAUGACUGAUGCCAGAGCUUUGGCAGAGCAAGAUCUGAAGAUGACACAGAGUGAGUUUGACAGACAGGCCGAGAUCACCAGACUUCUUCUGGAUGGGGUCAGCAGCACACAUGCCCAUCAUCUUCGCUGUCUGAACGACUUUGUGGAGGCGCAGAUGACCUAUUACGCCCAGUGUUACCAGUACAUGGUAGAUCUCCAGAAGCAGCUGGGAAACUUCCCCUCAGCUUUCUCCUCCAACAACAACCAAUCAGCAGCCUCCGGUGGGGCAAGUGUCUCAGUCCCCAUACUGCCUUUGUCAGGAUCUCUUCCUUCCAGUGCAGGCAACACAUCUUCAGGUUUCACCGAGCUCCAGAACUUCAGCGGGAGCCGUAAGGCACGGGUGCUUUAUGAUUACGAUGCCGCGAGCAGCAACGAACUCUCCUUAUUGGCCGACGAGGUAAUCACAGUUAGCAGUGUUCCAGGAAUGGACUCUGACUGGCUGAUGGGAGAGCGUGGGACUCAGAAAGGAAAAGUGCCUAUUACCUACCUGGAACUACUAAAUUAAGAGAAAUGAGUGGCAUUGGAUCCAAAACUAAAAGUAUAAUCCAGCUGUGCUGUGUAUAUAUUUAAGAUAUACCAUACACUCCAUACACAAAUAAAGGUGCUUCAAGAUGUCUGAGAAGAACCAUUUUUGGCUAAAUGGUUCCAUUAAGAAACUUUAACAUUAGAAGAACCGUAAUGAUUAUAAAUGUUUUUUUAUUAUUAUUAAAACAUAUGAAAGAAAUGGUUGUUUGAGGAACCAAAAAUGGUUCUUCUAUGGCAUCGCUGUGAAGAACCUUGUGUAUUAAUAUAUGACGUGCUGCUCACAACAGUAUUUCAAUGGGUCUGACUUUGAGGUUUUAACCAGAGGCCUGUUUACAGAGAAAUUACUGCAACAUUUUUGUAUGUGUUGUAAUAACUGCCAACUUGCCGCCUUAUUAUGCAAAAACUGCAAGAGUGAAAGUAUUUACAACAAAAGUGUGUUUACAACAAAAUAAGUAUUAGCACAAUUGCUAUUAGCACAAUUUUAUGAAUUUUAAAGUGGUUUUAAGUGGAAGUACUUUAGACUUGAGAUUGAAACUGAAUUUGCCAUAAUUUAUUUCAGGGUUAUAUAGACCUAGUGUAGCUGAAAUACCUGAACAUUUGUUUUUUACUAUUUGCAGUUUACAUCUCUCUUAAUUGUGUUUUGAGCACACAAAGAUAAAAUGCUUUAUUUGCACGCCGACAGCCUUUUCUGUUACACAUUAUAAAACCGUAUUUUGUAUUGAUUAAACAUGCAGAAAAGUGAUCUGACACAUUGUCACAUACAAGUAUGACGUUUCUAUAUAGUUAAGAAUAGAUGAUGAAGUUGUUUGAUAGAUAAAAUGUAUUUGUUUCUAUAUAAAGUCUAAAUGUGUUUACUGAUAACUGUACCUUUUGUAUACUUUAUGUGCCUUACAGUCAUGUUUAGGUUAAUUAAUUUUAAAUGGUUGAGUCGAGUGCUCUUUUUACACAAAGCCAGUUCCAUCAUUUAUAUGAAAGAAGCACAACUUUAUAUUGUAACCGGUUUAUAAUGGACAAAGUACAGGUAAUCUAUUUUAAAUGCUUAAUGUCUCUUAAAAUACUACCAUAGAUUUAUAAGCAAUGUUUUCACUAUACUGUAUAAUAAAGAAAAGGUGUUGACUUUA
Molecule: messenger RNA, 2301 nt
Organism: Misgurnus anguillicaudatus (oriental weatherfish)
Lineage: Eukaryota; Metazoa; Chordata; Actinopteri; Cypriniformes; Cobitidae
Gene: sh3glb1a
Product: SH3-domain GRB2-like endophilin B1a
Biological process (GO): membrane organization
Cellular component (GO): cytoplasm; membrane
Molecular function (GO): protein binding
Source: RefSeq, a predicted model, not a curated record